AUGGACUCCUCUGGUCUCCUGCUGGAGAAGCAAACCAGCAAUGGAGCCCCCUGCAGUUCCGAACAGCUUGCGGACCUCGAGGCCAAGUUGGAUUCACCCACAGAAGGAGAUAGCGCCGAGACUGCUUGCGCAAGUGACAGCAAAGCUCCACCUGAAGGAGAGGGUCUGGCACCAAACAACGAGGAAAGCCCUUUCCAGAAUGGACCAGGAUCUCCCUUUCCUGACCUCCCUGUGUCUUUUGAUCUCGCCAGCAGUCCAUGUGGGGAAAAGCCAGCUCCAGGUGUGCCUGGUUUCCAUGCCAACCUAAAGUCGUCUCAGGGAGCUAGUGCUGAGGGCAUAGUUCUUAGGAAAGAAGCGUUGCAGUCCCUCAAACUAAGCCUUCCCAUGCAAGAAACGGAAUUGUGUUCCUCUGACUCUUCUCUCCCGCUGGAGAGGGAAGAACAGAUCAGACUUCAGGCAAGGAGGCGCCUGGAAGAGCAGCUGAAACAGUACCGUGUGAAAAGGCAUCAGGAGAGAAAGCAAUCUACAUCUAAAACCCGUCCCUCAAGUACCCUCGACCCUGAACUAAUGUUCAACCCAGAGAUCUUGCCAAGGGCCAGCACUGUAGCUAUGACAACAGAAUACUCCUUCUUGCGGACCAGUGUCCCACGGGGACCUAAACUGGGAAGCCUGGGCCUUCCAGUGCAGUCUAAAGAGAGGAAAAGUUCCAAACCUUCGCGGUCAAGUAAGAUCCGAUCCCUGGCUGACUACAGAACCGAUGAUGCAGAGGAAAACACAGGGGGGACCAUUACAGCUGCUGAUUCACCCAGUGCUUCUCUAAGACAAAACAGAAACAGCCUGACUUCAGUCGUGUCUGAGAUCAGACUGACCCCCGACCCAGACGACCACCUGGAAAAUUCCUCCUUGGCGGAAGACAGCGUGUCGGAAAUUGACGGAAGCGACAUGGGCCUGAGGCUGGACGGCAACGAGAGCGACAGCUCCACCUACAGCAGCGUCUCCGGCAGAGGUCUGCACAGCACUUUACUGGGCGUGGAAAGCAAGCAGGGUAUUUCAAUCACUGUGAACGGCCAGGAGAUUCCUUUGGAUGCCGCCGGACAGUUUCCUUCCAUCAGGGAAGUGUUGCAGGCCGCUGCGACGGAGCAUCACAGCCAGGAACAGGAGCUGAAUGGCGAGGUGAGGAGUCGGAGAGACAGCCUCUCCAGCAGUAUAUCGAUGGAAAGCUCCAUUGCGGGCACACAUGAUGAAAUUAUGCAGGUCCUCAAAGAGAAGAUGAGGCUGGAAGGGCAACUAGAAGCACUGUCGUUAGAAGCCAACGAGGCUCUUAAAGAAAAGACAGAACUGCAGACCCAGCUUGCCGCAUUGAGCAUGAAGCUUCAGACCCAGAUGGAACACAGUCAAAGCAGCCAAAAGAAACAGGAUUCCCUGAACUCGGAGGUGGCCACCUUGAAGCAGUCUUGCUGGGACCUGGAGCGAGCCAUGGCGGAGCUGCAGACCGCCUUGGAGGUCAAGAACGCCAGCCUGGCUGCUUCUAAUAAUGAUUUGCGUGUGGCAGAGGAACAGUACCAAAGACUCAUGGGGAAAGUGGAGGACAUGCAGAAGAGUGUCCUUAGCAAGGAUAGUGCAGUUCAUGACCUCCGGCAGCAGCUUUCGUCUUUGCAAAGCCAGCUUCAGCAGGUGCAGCUGGACCGCACGACGUUGACCAACAAGCUGAAAUCGUCUCAAGCGGAGAUCGCUUCGCUGCAGAAAGUUCGGCAGUGGUACCAGCAGCAGCUGGCUGUGGCACAGGAGGCCAGGGUUAGGCUGCAAAGCGAGAUGGCAAACAUACAGGCUGGGCAGAUGACCCAAGUAGGCCUCCUGGAACACCUUAAGUUAGAGAAUGUAACGCUCUCUCAUCAGUUAACGGAGACUCAACACAGAUCCAUCAAAGAGAAGGAACGGAUAGCCUCACAGCUGCAAAACAUUGAGGCUGACAUGUUAGACCAGGAAUCAGCUUUUCUGCAGAUCCAAGAGGCCAAGAGCAUGGUGGAAGAGGACCUGCAGAGGAAACUUGAGGAGUUUGAGGAGGAGAAGGGACAGCUGCGGAAAAUGGCUGAUUCUGCAGCAACGUUGGAGCAGGAUCUAGAGCAGGUGAAAUUGACGCUGAAUCAGCGAGAUCUUCAGGUGGAAGCUUUGCAACAGGAGCAGCUGGACCUCAUGAAGCAGCUGACUUCCACUCAAGAGAUGCUGCAAACCCGCGAGGAGUCCUUGAGCGACCUUCAGACGCGUUAUGAUGACGUGGAGUCCCGGCUGGCGGAACUGCAGGGGGAGGCCACCGCCAAGGAUGAGACCAUCCAAUUUUUGCAGAACGAGAAGAUCGUCUUGGAGGUGGCCCUGCAGGUAGCAAAAGCAGGGAAAGAAGGCCUCAAUGAAGGAGUCAGGCAUUUGGGAGAAGGCGCCGAGGCAGCGUCGGACACAUUGGAGCAACUGAAGCAGGAAAUAGCGAUAAAAUCAAGUCAGGUGGAGAAUCUGCAGCAUGAAAGUGCAAGUCUCAAGAAGCAGUUGCAGAAGGUGAAAGAGCAGUUCCUUCAGCAAAAGGUGAUGGUGGAAGCUUACCGAAGAGAUGCCAGCUCGAAAGAUCAAUUAAUCAGCGAACUGAAAGCGACGAAGAAGAGACUGGACUCUGAAAUGAAGGCAUUGAAACGCGAGCUCCUGCAGCUUCAGGGGGAGAAGAAAUCUGUGGAGGUGGAAAAAUCACGGCUGGAGAAGGAAGUGUCUCAGGUUCGGCAGCAGAUGGAAGAGUUGGAAAGCCAUCUGCAAGCAGCGCAGAGGGAACGAGACAACAUGGAAACCCAGCUGCAGUCCUUGCAGUUUGACAGAGAACAAAUGGCUGCUCUUGCCGAGAUGAAUGAAGCACUAAAGCAGCAGGUAGAUGAAAUGCAACAGGAAGCCAAGAUGGCCAUUACUGAGCAGAAGCACAAAAUGAAGCGACUGGGGUCAGAUCUGAACACGGCGCAGAAGGAGAUGAAAGCAAAGCACAAAGCCUAUGAGAAUGCCGUCGGAAUCCUAAGUCGGCGUCUGCAGGAAGCCCUCACUGCAAAAGAAGCGUCGGAAGCAGAGCUGAGCAAACUAAAGGCACAGAUCACCGAUGGAGACCAUAGCCAGGCAGGCCAGGAAAGGAUUCAGGCUCUGGAGAUGGAAUUGCAAGCUCUUGGCCACAGCAAGAUGGUGCUAGAAAAGGAACUGCAAGAAGUGAUCUCAGUCACCAGCCAGGAGCUGGAAGAAUACAGAGAAAAAGUCCUUGAACUUGAAGAUGAGCUUCAAGAAUCAAGGGGCUUCCGAAAGAAGAUCAAGCGUCUGGAAGAAAUAAACAAGAAGCUGUCGCUCGAACUUGAGCAUGAACGCGGGAAACUGACUGGUCUCGGCCAGUCCAACGCGGCUCUACGGGAGCACAAUCGCAUCCUCGAAGCAGCGCUGGCCAAGAGGGAGGCGGAUCUGGUGCAGCUGAAUCUUCAGGUUCAAGCAGUUCUGAAGCGCAAAGAGGAAGAGGAUCAGCAAAUGAAGCAGCUUGUUCAAGCCUUGCAGACAGCCCUGGAAAAAGAGAAGACGAAAGUGAAUGACCUUAAAGAACAGGUCGCAACCGCCAAAGCAGAGGCAGCCCAUAAUCGCCGUCAUUAUAAAGCGGCUGCCCUUGAGCUCAGCGAGGUGAAGCGAGAGCUGCUGGCCAAAGAAGCACUCAUCCAAGCCCUUCAGGCUGAAGUGGACAAGCUUCAGGCCAAUAACGGGAAGCACUCCGAGGAAGUGUCCCAGUUCCAGCAAGAGCUGGCAGAAGCCCGGUCCCAGCUUCAGCUUCUGCGGAAGCAACUGGACGAACAGCUCAGCAAGCAGCCUGUAGAAAAUCAAGAGGUUGAAGACCUGAAGUGGGAGGUAGAUCAGAAGGAGCGAGAAGUCCAGGCCUUGAAGCAGCAGCUGGACCUGACAGAGCAGCGCAGCCACAAAGAGUUGGAAGGCAUCCAGUCUGUGCUGCAGGCGAUCAAGACAGAGUUGGAGAUGGUUCGAGACGAUCUGUCAUUAACUCAGAAGGAUAAGUUCAUGCUUCAGGCGAAAGUGACGGAACUGAAGAACAGCAUGAAGACUCUCCUCCAGCAGAACCAGCAGCUGAAGCUGGACUUGAAGCAUGGGAAGACGAAGAAGAGGAAAGAACUGAAGGGAGAGAAAAAUUCUUCACAUCCCGUGACUCCGGUGAAGAUUCCUGACUGCCCUGUCCCAGCAGCUUUGCUGGAAGAGCUGUUGAAGCCUCUGACAGCUGUGAGUAAAGAGCCUUUAAAAAACCUCAACAGCUGCCUCCAGCAACUCAAGCAGGAGAUGGACAGCCUGCAGCGUCAAAUGGAGGAGCACACAAUCACGGUACACGAAUCAAUGUCUUCAUGGACGCAGAUAGAAGGGCAGUUAACGGACCUUACUACAACCUUCCCUGCUUCUGCGUCGGGCAGCCAAGAACUUCCUGAUAGAGAUCUAAAAGUGCAUAAUCCCAGUGCUGGCGGGAAAGAAGGAGUGAUGCAGUGA
Molecule: messenger RNA, 4542 nt
Organism: Euleptes europaea (tarantolino)
Lineage: Eukaryota; Metazoa; Chordata; Lepidosauria; Squamata; Sphaerodactylidae
Gene: GOLGA3
Product: golgin A3
Exons: 23
Coding region: 1-4542 (1513 amino acids)
Source: RefSeq, a predicted model, not a curated record